GUCGUCCUCCUCUUUCCUCCCCCAAUCUGCCGCCGCCGUCACGGUUUUGUCCGGCCGGUGAGGUGAAAGAUGCUGUCGAGGAUCUCCCGCCUCGGCGUCCAAGCAGCGAGCCUGGCCAGGCUAGGUCAAAAUCCAGCAACUUCAUGGAACCAGAAAGAAGCCAUUGGAUCUUGUAUGAACUAUGUGGGUAAUCAUACCUUAUGUUCCGCCACAGAUGCUACCGCCAGUGACAGGAGUGAGCAGCAGGAAGCUAAGAUAUCUGUGACAUUUGUUGAUAAGGAUGGAGAUGAAAAGCUUAUUAAUGUUCCUAUUGGCAUGUCAAUGCUAGAAGCUGCUCAUGAGAAUGACAUAGAACUUGAAGGAGCAUGUGAGGGAUCUCUUGCAUGUUCUACAUGUCAUGUGAUUGUAACGGAUGUCGACUACUAUAACAAAUUGGAAGAUCCUGAAGAUGAAGAAAACGAUAUGCUGGACCUCGCGUUUGGGCUUACAGAAACAUCUCGCCUUGGUUGCCAAGUAAUUGCAAGUCCUGAACUUGAUGGCAUACGAUUAGCACUGCCAGCAGCAACAAGAAAUUUUGCUGUUGAUGGGCAUGUUCCGAAACCACACUGACUAAACACUGGGUAUGUUGGGUACCUGCUAAGUUUUGCAGAAUAUGAGAUAUAGUUUUUUUUGUAUUUUCAUCUUGGUGUAUCCUCAAUAUUUAAGUUCUGCAUUAUUAUUUUUUCUGUAAUUUUUGGCACAAUGGCCACUAUUGCCAGCUUGCUUUGCCAAACAACACUCGUAAAAUUCAUUGUAAGAUGCACUGCCCAUUGCAAUGGUUGCAACAUUUUACUCAGAAAAUCGAUCAUUACUCAUGGUCCAUCA
This is a messenger RNA of Lolium rigidum, 864 nucleotides long. RefSeq names its product 2Fe-2S ferredoxin-like. Gene Ontology annotation, molecular function: 2 iron, 2 sulfur cluster binding. The transcript has 7 exons. The record is from RefSeq and is a predicted model, not a curated record. Bases 70 to 609 code for a protein of 179 amino acids. Gene Ontology annotation, cellular component: mitochondrion. NCBI's taxonomy places the organism in Eukaryota, Viridiplantae, Streptophyta, Magnoliopsida, Poales, Poaceae. Gene Ontology annotation, biological process: P450-containing electron transport chain.